Molecule: messenger RNA, 1005 nt
Organism: Neomonachus schauinslandi (Hawaiian monk seal)
Lineage: Eukaryota; Metazoa; Chordata; Mammalia; Carnivora; Phocidae
Product: olfactory receptor 51E2
Exons: 1
Coding region: 34-1005 (323 amino acids)
Biological process (GO): G protein-coupled receptor signaling pathway
Cellular component (GO): membrane
Molecular function (GO): G protein-coupled receptor activity; olfactory receptor activity
Source: RefSeq, a predicted model, not a curated record
GGUGACCUCACCCUCUCCAGCACCCCCUUCUUGAUGCCAGCUAUGAGCUCCUGCAACUUCACACAUACCACCUUUGUACUUAUUGGUAUCCCAGGAUUAGAAGAAGCCCAUUUUUGGAUCGGCUUCCCCCUGCUUUCAAUGUAUGCCGUGGCAGUGUUUGGAAACUGCAUCGUGGUCUUCGUCGUAAGGACAGAACGCAGCCUACAUGCUCCCAUGUACCUCUUUCUCUGCAUGCUGGCAGCCAUUGACCUGGCCUUGUCCACAUCCACCAUGCCCAAGAUCCUCGCCCUCUUCUGGUUUGAUUCCCGGGAGAUUACUUUUGAUGCCUGCAUUACCCAGAUGUUUUUUAUUCAUGCUCUCUCAGCUAUUGAGUCCACUAUCCUGCUGGCCAUGGCCUUUGACCGUUAUAUAGCCAUCUGCCACCCACUGCGCCAUGCAGCAGUGCUCAACAAUACAGUAACAGCCCAGAUUGGCAUGGUGGCUGUGGUCCGUGGAUCCCUCUUCUUUAUCCCACUGCCUCUGCUCAUCAAGCGGCUGGCCUUCUGCCACUCCAAUGUGCUCUCACACUCCUACUGUGUGCACCAGGAUAUGAUGAAGCUGGCCUAUGCAGACACGUUGCCCAAUGUGAUCUAUGGUCUUACUGCCAUUCUGUUGGUUAUGGGCGUGGAUGUCCUCUUCAUCUCCUUGUCCUAUUUUCUGAUUAUACGAACAGUUCUACAACUACCUUCCAAGUCAGAGCGGGCCAAGGCUUUUGGAACCUGUGUGUCACACAUCGGUGUGGUGUUAGCCUUCUAUGUUCCUCUCAUUGGCCUCUCAGUGGUUCACCGUUUUGGAAACAGCCUUGAUCCCAUUGUGCAUGUUCUCAUGGGUGAUGUUUAUCUACUUCUGCCUCCUGUGAUCAAUCCCAUCAUCUACGGUGCCAAGACCAAACAGAUAAGAACUCGGGUGCUAGCUAUGUUCAAGAUCAGCUAUGACAAGGACCCUCAGGCUGUGGGGAACAGGUGA